AUGAACCAGGCCACCUCCCUCCCUUCGCUGUCUCCUUCGUCGUCAAUUGAACGACUCAAUCUCGAGCUGUCUCCUGUGAUUGAGGAGUUGAGGAACAUCUGCGAGCAAGAUCCGAUCUCUCCGCAACUCGCCCUGACGGCAACGGAAAGCUUGCUCCGGCUGCGUCAUACCUUUAUCGAUAACGACCGCCCGAAGGAAGCGAAAGAUUCCUUCCGACAUCAGAAUGGUUUCCAAUUGUUGUUGGUCCUCAUUAGCAAGCUCGCAGAUAUCUAUGAUGCAGAACUACCCAAGGACGAGAAGAAGGGUCUGUUGACUCUACACAAGGAUGCGUUGGGGGUCCUGGCGGAGGGCUUGAAGGAGAAUUUCGGAAAUAAACGAUACUUUACAAAGAAGAUUACCGGUGGGGGCAAGACCGUGUUGGAGAGGUCUUUGUUAAGUCUAGCCACUAAGCUGGGCAGCGCGGAGACUGAGACACAGCAGUUCUAUGGUGGAAUUCUGGCAGCAGCACUCUGCCAGGAAACGGUAGCUGGCCUGUUCACGGCUCUGGCCGCGAAGUCUCAACAGAAUGAGGAUCCCAUAUCUCCUGGCGACGUCCGACAUUCCGUGGACAACGGCAUGGGAACAUCGGAGACCGUGGAAGUUUCCGAGCUCCUGGGGCCUUUCCUUCGCGUGUGGCUGGCGCAAUCCUCGCUCAACUAUGGACAACAUAAAGCCCAGAGACUAGCGGUUCCUGCUUGUCUCUGCCAGCUCGCGUCGCAGUCAGAAAGAAAUGUUGUAGCCCUACAUGCUACUGGGAUGCUAACCUCCAUCUUACCAUUGUUAUUCAGCAAUGACUGUCCUGAAGACGAGAAAUCGUUAUACCAAGAACUUGCUCGACUACUCUGCGCUCAAGGACUGAGCAAUUUGGAUGAUGCGGUUGCCCUUUACCGCAAUGCGCACGGUAGCUCUGACAUCCUGCGGUUCCUACUCGACGUGUUAAAACGAUCUAAACAACCUCCAUCCAUACAUUUUGAUUUGUCAUUGCAUGGCUACUGCUCCGUGGAAUUUUCUAGUCUAGGUCGUACGUUCCCGCCAGCGACCUCUGCGGGCUACACUUUAUCAGCAUGGGUUCGGUUUGACCGGUUUGAUACUAGUACGCAUACAACCAUAUUUGGGGCAUUUGACGCGAGCCAAACAUGCUUUCUGCUUAUGUACCUUGAAAAGGAGACCCGCCAUUUGAUAUUACAAACUUCCAUAAGCGGCCCUCGUCCCAGUGUCCGAUUUAAGACCAUAUCUUUCCAACCCAAUCGAUGGUACCAUAUUGCUCUUGUCCAUAAAAAGCCCAGACCGCCAUCCUACUCUCGAGCUUCGCUAUUCAUAGACGGUGAAUUUGUCGAACAACUGAAGAUAGAGUAUCCGAAUGUUCCCGUGACCAGUGUUCCGAACAAAACACCCCGGGUACAAGCUUUCUUCGGGACUCCGCAGGAUCUGGCGAUGAGAUUGGGAAAGGGCGUAUCAACCUCUCGAUGGUCAUUAGCAGGUGCGAUACUGUUGGACGAGGCAUAUAGUGAUGACAUGAUUUCUGUUUUCUAUAAUCUUGGCCCUCGAUACUAUGGCAACUUCCAAGACUGCAUGGGGUCGUUUCAGACUUACCGAGCGUCUGCGGCCUUGAACGUGCGAAAUGAACAUUUGCACCCUGGCAAAGAAGAACUUUCCGAUAUCGUUACGGCAAUUCGACGAAAAGCAAGUGCGCUAGUUCGUGAGGGAUCAAUUUUGGUCAAUGUCUCCCCAGUUGCCAUUCUGGAUGACGAUGAUAGCAACAAUGUCGACGAGUCGCAACUUGUCAGGUGUUUAUCCCGACCGGCAGCUAAAAACUUACAGCAACUCACGAAAGCUGGAGGAAAUUCGGUGGCUGUCAAUGGCGGGACACCUGCGAUCAAUGGUGCAUUGACGCAAACCCAUGGAGUGGGAGUUUUAGCAGGUGACCCUGUCGUUGCGGUGCCACAAUCCUUAGAUGAUGCGAGCUGGCGCCUUGGCGGCUGCGCAGCGGUGCAUCUGAGCUUGGUCCAGGCGGCUAAUACUGCGGAUUCCUUUCUGAUGGCAGUAGAGGCGCUGUACGAAUCUGUUCAGGAUAACUGGAGGAACAGUGACGCCAUGGAGCGGGAAAAUGGCUAUGGAAUACUCGCAGCCUUGCUGCGUGAAAAGCUUGGCUGCCCAUUGGGUAACUACACCGCAGCCCCAAAGACUUCCGUUGUAUGCUCCAGUUAUGAGGAGCGAUCGGCUGUGGCCUUCAAACUCCUCCGCUUGACUCUCGGCUUCGUGGGGUAUGAUUUUGAGCAUCCGCAUCGCUCUAUUAUCGUCAACCCACUCGCAUACAGAAUUCUCAUGGUUGAUUUGGAUAUAUGGAGAUUCGGCGAACUUGCUCUCCUCGAACUGUAUUACUCCCAGUUUUGUACAUUUGCCACUGGGGGCCCUUAUCGUCGUUUCAAUGCAAAGCGCCUCUCUCGCAUGCGCGUCACCAAGAAGCUGCUGGAAGCUCUGAAAGGAGAGGAUUUCACCCCAAAUGGCUUGCGUCUCUUCACAAAGGCCUUCAGAUCGCUUAUGGAGAGUUGCCUGUCUGCAGACUUGCUUCGUUCCCUGGCCCUUUUCAUUACUUACGCUUUGCACAAACCAAAGGCACCAACUAAAUUGCAGAAAAAGAAGAGCAUUCGGUUAAACUCCUCCCCGCAGCUAUCAACAUCUUCCUCUGGACAGCGGGAGUACGUAUCGAGCUCUGCCAUGGCGGUCGAGAUGCUGCGAAUGUAUUGUUCCGUUCUUUGCAAUGUUCACGAUCUCUUAUCAUUGACGAAGUUUGCUCGUGCCGUGACAAAUAAGGUUGGUUUCAUAAACACGCCACCCCUUUUGUGGCUUUUGUAUCUCACAUGCGAGGAUGAUCCUGAAAUCGUUAUUCCUGCAACUAAAAUCCUUGCCCGUCUAGUUGUCUUUCACGGUAGCAAUUACAGCAAAAAGUUUUCUGACAGAAGCGGAGGAUACGUUGUCCUGCAAAAUCGCCUGAAAAGAUGGUGGAAUGUACCCGCUCUAUGGCCUUUAUGCUUCGCUGUAUUGUUUGGCGUGGAUGUUGGAUCGAUGGAUGUUGAUAGACCAUUAGAUGGCUCUAACCUGCUAGAGACACUGUCUGCAGGAGACAACACGAAGGUUGUCUUUCCUGAAAUGCUGCCUGUGAUCACCGAAAUGAUGAGAAGCGGCUUGAGAAAGAUCGUAUUGGCCGAACACAGCUUCGAGCAGCGCAACGGGUCUCUCAAGGAGCGGUUGGCACAGAUGACGAAGCCAUCCAUGUCUGCUUCGAGACCUGUCGAUCAAACCAUCGAAGAAGUUUCCCUUUUAGCUACUGCUGUUGAACUCUUGGCUGUGGUACAUGCCAAAUCGGAAGAUUUUCGCGAAUUUGCAGUGCAGUCCGAUUACGUACAGGGGCUACUCCGUGUGCUGUUUCCAGUUGUUGUUGGCUCGGAUAUUGUCAACGCAGACGUCGAGCUGAACUCUCAUGAUGGCGGGCUCAGGCUGGAUGACCUCAGCUUGGCCAUCCGCCCUAAGUCGGCUGGAGCAGCAGACUUACGAACAAGAACUGUGGAGCAAGGAGGGACUCGACGGAAUAGCCGUGGUCAAAAACCUCUGCGCCGCGGAUCGUCAUUCAUCCUCGUUUCAUCCGAUCAAGUGCACCUUGCGCCCUCUCACGCACGUUUACACCAUGCGUUUACGCCUUCCCAUGCUAAGGAAAAUGGGACUGCCACGGAUAACCCUGUUGUAAUAAGCAUUCUGGGCCUCGUUCUCGCCGUAUUCACUGACCAGUUACUUGAGCGAAAAGACUUUUCUGGUUUAGGCCUUUAUCUGAAGACGCCACCUGGAUUCCUCGAACAUCAGGCAUGUUUUAAUUCCUGGUUAACGAAGCAUCUUUUUUCGGCUUUGCAAGAUGCUGUGUCCACAGAGGCCCAAUUAUUCUUGGAACCGAGAACACUCACCAACUUAGGACGUUUAGCCGCUCACGUUGCAGAAGCCAUAUACGAAGGCUGGUUUAUUGACGGUACAACCGCUACUCUUGAGUUUCUGGGGACGAUCCUAGAAUAUCUGCAACGUCCGGACAUCUCCAUGCUAAAGAGCGUUCGCCUUUGUAAUCAAGCCACUGCGACGAUGCGGUCGACACUCUUCCGAGCCGUGCUACUCCAACUGUCAGAGGCAGAUGAUCGGGAAACACUGGCAUUUUUAAAGCGUCUAAACUACUGGCAAGCAGUGAUACUCUCUACCGAGGAAUCUCACUCAGAAUAUCUGCAGCUGUUGUGCUAUCAGCUUUAUACCAAGCUAGUCAGCAAGAACGAAGAUGUCCGCCGGGCUGCCGUGGGCCUUUGGCGGAUCAUUCUGGUACAGAAGCCGGAUGACAUGUCUGCAAUUCUGAGCCAUGCAUCAGUGCCUCUUCAAAAACGUCUUCUGGAUGACUUUGACGCCCUUGUCAGCAUGGAAGAUGCUGCUUUUCUGCAAUGGAUUUCUGACCGAGGGGACGACCUUGAUGCUCUAUUUUUGGAAGCAUUAGGUAGAUCGUGGGACCAUUUCGUUCAUGAGGAAGAUGCAAGUACAGCGACCUCAGCACGCGUCCGCGUCUCGAAACGUCAAGAUAAAUUGAAGCAGUGGGUUCAUGGUGAGAAGCUUAGCGAAGAGGCGAUUCGCAAACAUGAAGCCACGCACCCACACUGGAUAUCCAACAUAUCGGCCUCGGAAUUCUUGAAAUACCAACGGUCCCUGCAAGAUCAACAGGAUGACUUGAUGUUCAUAUGGUCGACCUUUGCUCGUCUAUUAAUGGACCUUCAUCGUUUCGGAGGAGUCCUUGCGGAACACCGAGAGACAAAAUGGCGCCUUGACCAGACAGAAGGACGAAGUCGGAUGCGACUACGCGUAGUCCCAGACACGUCCAACGAGCGACAGGAUUACCAGCCGAAAAAGAGAAAGGUUUCAGAACCACCGGCGAUUAAGAUUGACACGCAAGUUCCACCGGCUUCUGGUAGCGACACACUACCCCUGGCGCUAGGGGAGGGCAACCCCCAAGUUGUGGAAGCAGACAACAAAGGUAUGCUGGAAGACAGCUUUGAAAUGAUUGACGAUCCGAAAGCGGUCAUGGCAGACUACGAGGAUAAGAACCGAAAGGUCAUGCGGACUUUGCACCGUGGCGAUCAGGUUCAGAAUGUCUGCAACAUGUCUCGGAUAAUCGGGUUGGAGGCUUGCGAGGGCCUCCUUAUCCUGGGAAAGGAUCAUAUUUACCUCCUGGAUAACUUCUUCCAGCGUUCCGAUGGCGAAAUUGUUAAUGUUUGGCAAGCGCCCCCGGAUGAACGGGAUCCGUACGUUCGAAUGAUUGCUGGACGGGAAGACGAUGAACGCAAGCCGCAGGAGCACGAGACAAGGAGUUGGAAAUGGUCCGAUCUGGUCAGCGUGUCUAAGAGACGCUUCCUGUUCCGUGAUGUGGCGCUUGAGAUCUUCUUUACGGACGGUAGCAGCUUUCUUUUGACGCUUGUCUCAUCGAAGGCCCGGGACGACUUGUCGAGCCAGCUGGGUUCCAAAGCUCCCCAGGUCACUGGAAGCGUCGGACACUCGCGGCCAGAGGAUAUACGGAGGUUCGAGACCCUCCGAAGCCAAGAAGAUGCUCCGCAGACUCUUGGGUCAAAAUUUGCAAGUGUCUUUGGCCACUCGCCGGAGAACCCAGCGACCCGGAAAUGGGCCAGAGGGGAAAUUUCGAAUUUCCACUACCUCAUGUUGGUCAACACUCUUGCCGGGAGGACUUUCAAUGACCUGACGCAGUAUCCUGUUUUCCCAUGGGUACUUGCUGAUUAUACAAGCGAGGAAUUGGACCUGACCAAUCCUAAGAGUUUCCGUGAUUUGUCGAAACCGAUGGGUUGUCAGACGUUGGAGAGAGAGGCUGAGUUCAGAGAGCGAUACAAUGCCUUUGCGGAAAUGGGUGGGGAUGAUUCGCCUCCAUUCCAUUACGGGACACAUUACUCUUCUGCGAUGAUCGUUAGCUCGUACCUUAUUCGUCUCCAGCCUUUCGUCAAGUCAUAUCUUCUCCUACAAGGGGGCACGUUCGACCAUGCGGACCGUCUGUUUUAUUCGGUUGCAAAGGCUUGGGAAUCCGCCUCGAAAGGAAACAUGUCAGAUGUGCGCGAAUUGAUCCCCGAGUUCUUCUAUCUUCCUGAGUUCCUGGUCAAUGCGAAUAACUACGAGUUUGGAGUCCUCCAGAACAUGACCACAGCCAUCGACUCGGUAGAAUUACCACCGUGGGCCAAAGGCGACCCCAAAAUCUUUAUCGCAAAACAACGCGAAGCCCUUGAGAGCCCCCACGUGACGCAGAACCUGCACCACUGGAUCGAUUUGGUAUUCGGGUGCAAGCAGAAAGGCGAUGCCGCCAUUGAAGCAGUCAAUGUCUUCCAUCACCUGUCAUACCAGGGCGCCAAGGAUAUCGACAAUAUUGACGAUCCGGUAGAGCGGCUGGCUACGAUUGGGAUCAUUCAUAACUUUGGGCAAACGCCGCAUCAGAUAUUCAGUCGGCCGCAUCCGCAACGGGAGGAUUUGAAGUACAAGGCGCCACGGUUGGAUCGGCUUGCAGAGUCGUUGACACAGCUUCCUGUUUCGCUCCUUGAUAUCGAGGAACGGGUGGCGUCGCUGUCCAUGAAGCAGGAUCGGUUGUUAUGCGCUGCUCCACUACGAUUGAAUAUUCCCCCGACCUACGACAAGUACAUGGAAUGGGGAUUCUUUGACGGCAGUGUCCGGUUCUACUCCGCAGAAAGUCGAAAGUUGUUGGGCCACUUCGAGCAUCUCCACGUUGGCCAGCUGUCGUGUGCCAUCUUUGCAGAUUCACGAACACUAGUGACGGCCGGCAGGGACUGCACUGUCUCUAUCUGGACGUACACGUCAGGCAGCAAAUCCGUUGAUCUGCAACCGGCAGGAACCCUAUUUGGCCAUCGCUCGCCGAUCACAGUUCUUGCAGUCUCGCGUUCAUUCAGCACUCUCCUGACAGCGUCCAGUGAUGGACAGGUCAUCCUCUGGGAUCUGAACCAACAAAGCUUCGUGAGGGAGCUUUCGACCAAUGGACCGGUCGAUUGCGCUCGCAUCAACGACGUGACUGGUGAUAUCGCUGUGUGCCGCGGCAACUGCAUCAGUUUGUACACGCUCAACGGCGCGUUACUGCUUCGCCAGGGUAUCUACGAAUCGGCCGACGAUAACAUCCUAUCGUGCGUGUUUUAUGAAGGGGUUAGUGAUGAGUGGCUGGAGCGAGAGCUCUUGUUUACUGGUCAUCGACGGGGAGUAGUCAACAUCUGGAGCAAAACGAUCCUCGAUGGACGGUUCGAGCUGGAAUUGAUCCGGCAGCUGCACCACACAGAUCCGAACCGGGACACUGGAGAGAAUAUUACGGCAGGGAUCAGUUGCAUUUUGGCGCUGCCGCAGGUGGUAUAUACGGGAGAUGAGGUCGGGCGAGUGUAUGAAUGGAGUUGCGUUCAGCGUCGGUAG
Molecule: messenger RNA, 7521 nt
Organism: Aspergillus glaucus CBS 516.65
Lineage: Eukaryota; Fungi; Ascomycota; Eurotiomycetes; Eurotiales; Aspergillaceae
Product: Beige/BEACH domain protein
Exons: 7
Coding region: 1-7521 (2506 amino acids)
Molecular function (GO): protein binding
Source: RefSeq, a predicted model, not a curated record